Molecule: messenger RNA, 2245 nt
Organism: Balaenoptera acutorostrata (minke whale)
Lineage: Eukaryota; Metazoa; Chordata; Mammalia; Artiodactyla; Balaenopteridae
Product: sterile alpha motif domain-containing protein 1-like
Exons: 2
Coding region: 1-894 (297 amino acids)
Source: RefSeq, a predicted model, not a curated record
AUGACAUUAAGAUAUACAUGCAAUUUUAAAUUCCAAAAAAUAAAACAGAAACAUACCAUAUUUCGCCAAACUUCUGAGGAACUGGUGAAUUCUAAAAUCAGGCUCUUACAGAUUUUUAACCUGUCGUCGCCCCCGCGCCUGGGCUGCGGCCCCCACAGCAGCAGCCGCCUCACUGGUCGUCGCAGCCCUCGCCCGCCGCCUCCGCCCGCCACCGCCUCGUUCCCUUUCGCUGCCGCCACCGCCGGCGCUCAUGCGGGACCCGCGCUUCCUUCUCCGGAGACCGAGACCGGGAAAGGAGGCGCAGGGGCCGCAGAAAACCCUGCGCUCGUCGCCAGCCGCCGCUCCGCCGUUGCCUGUCCGCACCGGGGGGCUACGGAGCCCGCCUGGCCGGGGCUAGGUGCGAGGUGGUCGGAGCACAGCCCCGAAGAGGAGCCGAGAGAGGCGCCGCCGCCCGCGGCCGUGAGCGCCGGGUCGGCAGAGGUGAAGCGCAAGUCGGCGCGGCGGCGGAUGGCGGGCGCCCGAGCCGGCGGAAAGCUACGCGGAGGCGGGGUGCGCGAGCAAGAGAAGGGCGGUGUGUCGAGGUUCCGGCGAAGGGGAGUCAGGCUCUUUCGUCUCCUGCAGUCACCCCGAGCCCAGCGCCACCAUCUUGGGAAAAACGCGGAUCUCGCGGCCGCGGCGCAAGCGGGGAGGACGGCCUGGGCGGGCCGAGUAUCCCGGCAGGCAGCGCGCGCCACCCGGCCGGGCGAGGGCUCCAGGUCUGGACGCACGGACGCGGGGCGGGGCCGGUGUGCGCGCGGGACGGCGCCGCGCUCUGCCCCGCCCCCCACCGCCGCCUCCGCUCCCCUUCAGCUUGCCGUCGUCGGCAGCGCAGGGGCUGUUGGGAAGGGGAAGUAGCUAGCGCCUCCUCGGAGUCCCACCAGGGUUGGUCGCCAUAUUGGCACUGGGAAGUGGGGGCGAUGCUUCUUUUGAGCCACCGUGGUCUGUGGCCCGACAGAAAGCAGGCGGUACACUCCGGAAACCCCCUGGAGCCCUCUGGAGUGUUGGCGAGUCCCGUGGUCUACCCAACCGAGGAACGUGCCUGAACUUGGACGCUCCCGAUUUUGUUGGGGAACGAAUCGGCUCCGAAAUUGCGCCAAGGGGGCUUUGAUAGCUGCCAGCCCCGCGGUCGGGCAGAACACUCCAUAUUCUAGGUCUCCGAUCCCAACCCCUUUACGCCCUGAGCUGCUUUGUAAACAUUGCAGAGGUAGCCCAAGAGUGCGGACCAGCUUUCAGGGGACCAAGGUCAUAUGCUUAGGACUUUUGCCAACACACGAUGUGUCACUAGUUUACAUGAAGGUGAAAGCCUGUCUCCUGCAAUUUUGACCUUCAGUAGGUUGUCGAUAAAGAGAAAGUGGCCCCUUAGUUGACCCCAGCUGGAUACAGGCUAAUUCUGAUCCGUAUGACGACUGAAUCCAUUUAAAGCCGUGCGCCUUCAUAUUUAGCACCAAGGUCACCAUCUUAUUUAAAAGGAUGUUUUUAUGGCUCUGCAACACUUACUAGCAAAUCUGUAAUGGGGUCACUAACAAUUCAUAUCCUUACGGUUUGUGGCUUUUGCUGAUAAGUCCAUAGAAUACCAUAUGAGAUCCCAUUCAUUUAGUAUUGAAACUUUUUAUAUCAACAAUAAUACAUAGCAGUGAAUUUAGCUGUCAUUCUUAGAACAUCUUUUUUAUAUAGUCAUAUAUAUGUGUAUAUAUAUGUAUAUACACAUAUAUAUGUAUAUAUAUGUAUAUACACAUAUAUAUGUAUAUAUAUAUAUAUACUGCUUCCCAACUAAAAAAAAUAAGCUAGUGGAAUUUAAAUUAUUCUAGGACAACUGAUGAUAACAGUAUUAAAUCAUGCCCAAUUUUAACUCAGUUCCUUAUUCUUUUUUCAUUUUCUUCCAUUACAGAUUCUCAUUUGGAAACUUUGCAGUUAUGUUUUAUGGGAGAGAUUAGUUAAAAUCAGUCUCUUAAGGAUUUGUCUUUGCAUAUUUUCAAAAUAGGCAAGUGUAAAUCUUUAAAGACUUUAUUAGAGUAAAGUAAAAUAUUACUACAAUAUCUAGCAUAUGAAGAUUCUUUUAGCGAUUCUACUUCCUCUUAAGUAAAAAUUGUCUGAAUAAUUAAAUGUAAUUUUAUUUUGUAAUAACCUGGUAUAUCAAAUGUGGCAGAAAACCAUGAGUUCCAAGAAAAUUAAAGACAAGAGAAAUAAACCUCUUAAUUAAAUGUCA